UCUCAUCCAUCCCUCCACCAAAAUCUUCAUUCACUAUAUACUGUAUACGUCCAUACUUAUCUUUAUCUUAAUUUCUCACUAGAUCUGCAUGCAACACCAUGAAAAUCUUGAUAAUCCUGAUAAUUCUCUUGGCUUUAGUCAUCAAUCUAUCUGCCACACUAGUAGAUGCCACACUAGUAGAUGCCACACUAGUAGAAGAUGAGGAAAAAGAUGUUUUUCCUACUUAUGGGUCGCUAAGAGGAGUUAAUCGGUUCCUUGCACAACAAUCGAGGGGCCUGCUGAAAUGCAACAAGAAUCCAAGACUCUGUAGGGUGAAAGGAAGCGCGGGUCCAGAUUGUUGCAAGAAGAAAUGUGUAAAUGUUAAGACUGAUAAACAAAAUUGUGGACUUUGUGGGAAGAAAUGCAAGAACCAAGAAAUCUGCUGCAAGGGAAAAUGCGUGAACCCUCUGGCGGACAAGCGUAAUUGUGGAGGAUGCAACAAUAGAUGCAAGAAAGGGAAUUCUUGCAUAUAUGGUAUGUGUAGUUAUGCUUAAAAGAAAGAGAAUAUUCCAGGUGAAAUGCAUAUAUUGCAAAUACCAAUUCAUUUUAUUUCUUGUAAGUUGUAACAAGUUGAUAUGUAACAAAGUUUAAAUUGAUAUGGGUUGAAAUAAGAAUAGAUUAUAUUUGCGGUUCUCAAAAAAAAAAAAAAAUAUAACAUGUCCAAUGUUAAUGUUUCUUAUGGGAUAUAUCUAUAUGAAAUAAUUUACCUAUUUUAGCGUAA
This is a messenger RNA of Lactuca sativa (garden lettuce), 760 nucleotides long. RefSeq lists its product as uncharacterized. The record is from RefSeq and is a predicted model, not a curated record. Lineage: Eukaryota; Viridiplantae; Streptophyta; Magnoliopsida; Asterales; Asteraceae.